AUGUCUGAUUCAGGCAAGGUAUGUAAUAUAGGGAAGUUCCAUGUUUGAAAACAGACCUUAAAUCUCCAAGUAUAAUUAGGGAGUCUUCAUUUUCUUGGAAUCGUAACAAAGUCAGCAGAUACUAUGACUUAUCUCGUCCCUUCUGGAAAAGGAAAAAAGUUUUCUAAAACAGGCUUUCUGUCUUCAGUAAUAAUUCAAGGACGACCGAGAGCUAUAAGUAACAAGAACACGCUUACAGCGGCAUUCAGGUCUCGCCUGCUUGGAGAUUAGAUCGAGAAAUAAGGAGGCGAUUAAUUCUACAAGAAACAUGAUUUACUCGCUAAAGGUUUUUUACUUCCUUCUUUAUCGUAGCCUCCCACGCAGGCGUUUUUAGGGGAGCUCGUUUUGAGGAGGGAUGAAAAACGAGCUCCCCUAAAAACGCCUGCGUGGGAGGCUAACCUUAUCGACGUCGAUACUUUUUAUUUGUUUCUGAACUGAUUUAGUACGCGUGUUAGCGACAACCAAAAAUACCUCCGCGGUAGCAGCCUAUUCGCGUGUAUAAAUACACGAAAAUCAAGGGCCUCGAUUUCAGAGAAAUUACAUCAUUGCCAGAUAUCGAAAAAGUGAUUUACAUUUCAAUCGCCGAAAAUAAAUCGGAUGCUCAUCACAAGAUUCAUUUGCAUACAGUGAAAGUUUACAACACCCGACCAUCGCAAUUUUGCAAAUUAAGAUUCUUGUUUUUUUUUUUUCAAUCGCUCAGUAGAGUUCUCUUGCUCCAAAGUAAUCAACGCUUUCAAGCGAUAGAAUUCGUAGACCGACACGUUUCGGAAAAGCUCUAAAUUUAAUCUUUCCUAAGCUUUCUUCGCAAAACAUGCGUGGCUUCGAUGACGCAAAGAUUCUUAGUUCCAGUUUCUACGGUCUCCGCAAGAAACGCCUGGCGCAAUGACCUGCUUUUUGUGUCCCAAACAUUCCUGGGGGGGUGGGUACUUCCAGAAAAAUUGGGAGUGGGUGUGCGGCACGCUUCUUGAAACCCUUACCCUAUUGCAGACCAAAAUCUGUGAUUUUCCCUACCGUAUUUCAGACCUGAUCAAAAAUUUCAUACUCUGUUUCAGACCUGAAACCCUGGAGCCCGGCGCGUGACAAGCUGUAGUUGGCGUAAACAUUAAAAGGGAAAUGGUCUUAUUGCCAAGUGAUGAAGAAGUAGCUAAUUCUUCUAAAAGACAUAUCCAAUUCAAGACUAGAGUGCACAAACCAUUCCCUAUUUCAGACCAAAAUGGUCGAAAUUGAUACCCAAUUUCAGACCAAAACAGCUAAAAAAACAUACCUUUUGGCGCGGCACAUACCUAUAUAACUAUAUACCCUAUAUAAGGGACUACUCCCCGGGGCGAAAAACGCGUUGCAGAUUAUGAGUCUAGCUGCUUACGCAAGCGAGACUAAUGAAUCGAGAAAAGAAACUGCUUUGAUACGUGAUUCAUGCAGUCCGAGAUAACGAAAUUCCGUCAAUAGAUCGUUCUUUCGUGUGGCCUAUGCAUUUCGGGUCACGUGAUCCAAGCGAGCUCGUCUGGUCUCGGAUACGUCACCGAAAAAUGCAUUGAGAUGCCUUACAGCCGAAUGCCAAAGGAAACAUAUGUACCGGAAGCUUUUUACAGUUUUCUAAAAAAAGUUUCAUUCCAUGUUUUCAGGUAGUGACAGAAGCCUGUCGCGGGGAUGUGUCUUUUCGAUUUCUAUGCGUUGUUCGCUUGAAUGUGGUACUUUUUUUGAGUAUCAAGGUCAACUACAGAGUUUACCGCCAUGCCCUAAAAAUCUGCUGUAUAUUGAGUAGGGCAAGAGAGAAUGAUCUAGCUCAUUUUCUCCUGGAUUAGGGGGCUUGUCCACGGUAGAAUUCCUUGAAAAAAACUUCCUUUCAAUUAGUUCUCCAACCUGAAGACGAUAAUUAGUCAAAAUGUGUUCUUUAAUAGCUCAGAGUUAGCUGAGGUUUCUUGUGAAACGUUGCAGCGUUUGCGAUGCUUUAAAAAGGGCAUUGCAUUGGAAUUAUAACAAAACAUUGACAAGGAUCUAACUGAAUGAACAAUAAUAACAUGAAUAAUGACUUGUGUGAAAGAUAGAGCAAUAAUGAUGUAACAAAAACUCCCUUACUCUCAGAAGUAUCACUGAAGUAUUUAUCGCGUUAAGGCUAGUGGGGCCGAGGAAAUGACCGAAAAGAAUAAAUUAAAUAAGCAUAAGCUUAUAAGGUCGAUAAUCCUAACUGACCGGAGACAAACCACGCCAGGUCACUAUUUAGAAGCGUGGUCGAGGAUGUGAUCUUGGGACUACAGUGAAGAAAUCCAAGCGACAGUCAGGGUGGCUGACAUGGUCUUAGUUCUUAUGAAAAUUGCCUUGAUGCACCAUGAUGAAGCGUGAAAUCCUCCUGAAACAUCCCUGUUUCAAAGUUGUCUCGGUGUCCAAAACUGCAAUCAAGAAUGACUUUUGUCUAUCACUAUCAGGAAAUUACGUCUUCAAGUGCUACAAAAUAGCUCACUUAUAAUGUGGAUUUCUUCUUUUAACCUUUUUCAUAUUUUCGGUUGCCCUGAUUCUAAAGUCAGUUGAUCACUAAAUAAGGUAAUUCUUUCUACACUCAUCGCUGCAGAUUUUGUUUCCAAAGGCAGUUGAAGGCAACCACCAGCUGGCUGAGAUAAUUAUAAAGGUAUGAAAAAAAAACUAUCUUGAGAGCACCGUAAUUUUUAGGGAGUUAUUAUAACUCCAAAAAUUGAGUAAAAAGUUUAGGUACAGGAUAACCACUCUUUGGGGGUUACUUUAACUCCUAAAUUAACUCCGAAUUUGGGGUCAUUUUUACUCCUGAAAAAGAGUUCUUUUUACUCCCAGUCUGGAGUUAAAAUAACUCCGAAACGGGGUCAUUUUUAAUCCUUACAUGGGUUGUUUUUACUCUUUUUGGAGUUAAUUUAACUCUGAAGUGCAGUAAAAAUUUUAGGUACAGGAUAAUUCCUUUUUUGGGGUUAUUUUAACUCCUCAAUAUCUAAGGUCGUUUUUACUCCUGAAAAAGAGUUCUUUAAACUCCUUUUUGGAGUUAAAAUAACUCCACAAAAAAUAACUUCACUUUAAGGAGUUAAAUUAGCCCCACUAGAGGAGUUAUUAUAACUCCUUGAAAAUUACUGUGAGGCUAAGUAAACACAACACUGAAGCAAAUAAAGAGGGGGGGGGGGGGGGGGGGGUUUUUUUUUAAUAUUUGCUUUUUUAAUUAAUUUUUUUCAAAAUCAAAUUUUUUCGGGUUUUUUUUCAAUUUUCACCAAUUUUUUUUUGUUAAAAAAACAAGAGACGUAAAAAAAACAAAGGUAUUUUCCAAUGUAAUUAGGUAGAUAAAAUGUACCACGGUGGGUGGUUUAUUAUACUCUGUGAAAAUGUGUGUGUGGUAGAAUAAGCAAAACUCUGGAGACAAUGAGGGGGGGGGGGGGGGGGGGUGGCUUUUUUUUCAUAUCUGACUUUUUAAUUAAUGUACUUCCAAAUCAAAUGCUUUCAGGUCUGUUAUGCACUGUGACAAAUUUUAGUGUGUUAAAAAACACAAGGGCCUCAAAAUAAACACGGGUAUUUGCCAUGAGGAAAAUUUUGUCAUGAGUCUUUUCCGACCACACUGAGAAGUCCGGGGAGCUGCUACAUUACUACUUUGGCUUGAUUGUGAAUGGUAUAGGGCAUUUAAAGGGCCGCGUCUUAAGGAGCAACCGAAUUUGACUGGAACAGGAGGGAACGAAGUACAUAGUACCACAUACCCAGUCAGUUUUCGGAAAGGCACCAAACGUCUGUUUAAUCGUGUGUAACUAAGAAGACUCCUGCAACAGAUUAAGGGGGACGUUAAGCUUUAUCUUAUCUUCGUUUUUGCUUUUCAGCCAUGCUGUCAUGCGGAACUGAACUGCGCACAUUGCCUGCUGCAUUCUCAUUAGUGGAAACUAUGAAGCACCCAGGCAAUCAGAUGGCAACAGGAACCUGUACUUAUACCUGUGGGAUGGCCCCGGUUUCCUUGGGAGAUAAUGACUCGGACGCUUAA
Porites evermanni is the source of this 4015-nucleotide messenger RNA. The record is from the annotation of a GenBank genome assembly. Lineage: Eukaryota; Metazoa; Cnidaria; Anthozoa; Scleractinia; Poritidae.